UAAGUAUAUUACUAGAGCAUGGUUAGCAGCAACACCCCAAAGCUGAAGAAUAGACAAUUGGACAACCUGUCUGCUCCGCCUCCGCCUCCGCCUCCACCUUCCUCCAAUCCAACAAGCUCCCCUCUUGCUGUGUGUUUCUCCUGGGUUUUGAGCUUAAGGAUCCAGGCGGAGGCAUCGCCGGUUUCUUAGAUUGGCGCUGCGGUUCAAGAAUUGGGAUUGAGCGGCCGGCCCUUGGUUCAGCCCCUGGAGUUCUUUUGCAGUGAUAAAUGGCAGGUUGGUCACCUCAGCACAAAUUCAGUCAAUUCUGCCAUGGCUUUAUUGGUUUUAGAAUGGGUCGAUGAAAUCUAGUCAAGGUCGUCUUUACGCGUAUUAUGCUCCACUAAUCUAUUACAAGGCCCGUACAGCAGCUCACACGGCUCAGUGCUUGUUUAAGCUUAAUGUCUGCUUCUUCUUUCAUCGAACUUAGGUUCUACUGAAAAAGAAAAAAGGAUGAUCUUGAACCUCUGUCACUCUGCAUUUCCAACUAAUUCAUGUCAUGUACUCCUACGCGCUGUAACAGCUUGGCCUGGCCAUAAUGGAGUGUUUUGUUUCGCUUUAAUGGUGCAUUUGUGUGGAUGAAGGCGAGAAUAUAAUCCCUCAACAAAAGCCACCGAACCUGCAAACGAAAUCUUUUGAUUCCCUGAAAAUGUCAGUGCGUCGUCGGUCAGAGAGCAUGGAAGGGCUGUUCUUGUUAGAAGAGAGGAAGGAUAGGAGGUCGGACGUGGAGAACUCUGAGGAUGAGAGGAGAAGGCUGUCCAUUGGCGGGUCACUCAAGAAGAAAGCGCUAAAUGCAUCAAGCAAGCUCACACAUUCACUCAAGAAGCGGGGGAAGAGAAAGGUUGAGCAUCGGGCUUCUUCCUUCACAAUUGAAGAUGUCAGAGAUGAGGAAGAGGAACGUGCUGUCUUUACAUUUCAGCAAGAGCUUCUGAGCAGGAACUUGCUGUCAGACAAGCAUAAUGACUAUCACAUGUUGCUCAGGUUUCUGAAGGCUAGGAAAUUUGACACUGAUAAAGCCAUCCAUAUGUGGGCUGAGAUGCUCCAAUGGAGAAAAGAAUUCGGUGCGGAUACAAUACUAGAGGAUUUCAAUUUCGAAGAGCUAGAUGAGGUUCUUUGCUAUUAUCCUCAAGGCUACCAUGGAGUUGACAGGCAAGGAAGACCAGUAUACAUAGAGAGAUUAGGGAAAGUUGACCCAAGUAAACUUAUGAACAUCACUACAGUUGAUCGCUACAUCAAGUAUCAUGUGCAAGAGUUUGAGAGAGCCUUCUCAGAUAAGUUUCCAGCAUGCUCUAUCGCGGCGAAAAGGCACAUUGAUUCUACCACAACUAUACUAGAUGUUGACGGCGUGGGUUUCAAGAACUUCAGCAAGACAGCAAGGGAGAUGUUGACCAGAAUGCAAAAGAUCGACAGUGAUUAUUAUCCCGAGACACUGCAUCAAAUGUUUGUUGUAAAUGCUGGCAAUGGUUUCAAGCUACUAUGGAAUUCAGUGAAAGGUUUUCUUGACCCUAAAACUGCAUCAAAGAUACAUGUUUUGGGAACAAAGUUCCAAAGCAAACUUCUUGAAGUAAUAGAUGCAAGCCAACUUCCUGAAUUUUUGGGUGGAACAUGCACUUGUGCUGGUGAGGGAGGAUGUCUCAAGUCUAACAGAGGUCCAUGGAACGAUUCUAACAUUAUGAAGCUUGCACAUAACAAGGAAGCAAAAUUUGUACGGCAUACCAGACGGUUAUCUGAGAUCGAACAACGAAGGGGAUCAUUUGCUAGGCUACAUCUUUUGAAGGGUAGGAACAGUGAUACUUCAACAGUUGAGUCAGGAUCGGACGUUGAUGAUAUGGGUUCUCCUAUGAUGAGAAGGACAUUGGAGUGUAGUCGAUUAGCUCCAGUUCGCGAAGAAAUGCAGAUGAGAGCACGAGACUCUGCAGCUUAUUACAGUUGCGAUGAUCACUUUGUCGUGGUGGACAAAACAGUCGAUUAUGGCAGAGGAUCGAUGCCGGAUAAAAGCAUUACCUCAGAAGUAAGAGCUCAAGCCCGGCCUUUAGGCAUUGCCACAUCACAAAACAUGGCAGGUCCUUCAAGAAACGGACAUGGUACAGUAGUACCCAAAGAGAUUCAGGCCGAAGGGAAAUUCUACAAUUUUCUCAGAUUACUGCUGGCUCUGAUUGUUAGAGUUCUUGCCUUGUUCCACAUAGUACACAGUCAAUCAGCGACGACGAGGGUCAAUAAUCCACCACCACCACCUGAGCCUGAGCCUGAAACGAUCUCUGGUGAUCAUCCAGCAGCGGAAGCAUUCAGUCUGGACCAUAUCAGUCCUGUCAUUGAGCGCCUUCAAAGGCUCGAGGGUAGGGUUGAUGAGCUUGGCAGCAAGCCCCCGGAGAUCCCGCUGGAGAAAGAACGCUCUCUCUUGGAAUCAUGGGAUAGGAUCAAAUGUAUUGAAUCUGAUCUCGAAAGGACAAAGAAGGUGCUGCAAGCUACGGUGAUGAAGCAACUGGAAAUUGCAGAGUCAAUAGAGGAAGUUAUCUUGUCAAAGCUGCAUAGACGAAGAUUUUGUGCGUAAUAAAUAAUGAUAGCUCCUUAACAAACAACAUGAGUCAUCGAGGAAAUAAGACUUGAGAGUUGUGACUGUUUAGCGGGACAAGGUUAAGCAUAAGAUGGAGUUGGCGUGUGCAGAUCGUGCAUUCACAUGUUCAGAUUGGCUCAAAGAUUGGGUGUUGCAUAGAAUCAGUUCACAUUUCAUCAUUUUCCUUGUAACCAAAGAUGCUUGUCUAUUCUUCAGGUUAACAAAGAGCAUGUUAGGGUGAAAUGGGUGAAGUCUGUGGUAGACUAAAAUCGAGUUAUCCAGAAUUCCGUCCCAAAUCAUCACUCUUGACUUAGUGUUGUCCUUGAACUAUAAAUCUGACUCAUUUUUAUCCA
This is a messenger RNA of Brachypodium distachyon (stiff brome), 2943 nucleotides long. RefSeq names its product phosphatidylinositol/phosphatidylcholine transfer protein SFH13. Bases 686 to 2587 code for a protein of 633 amino acids. NCBI's taxonomy places the organism in Eukaryota, Viridiplantae, Streptophyta, Magnoliopsida, Poales, Poaceae. The record is from RefSeq and is a predicted model, not a curated record. The transcript is spliced from 18 exons.